Molecule: messenger RNA, 816 nt
Organism: Lichtheimia ornata
Lineage: Eukaryota; Fungi; Mucoromycota; Mucoromycetes; Mucorales; Lichtheimiaceae
Exons: 5
Coding region: 1-816 (271 amino acids)
Cellular component (GO): membrane
Source: RefSeq, a predicted model, not a curated record
AUGGUGCGGUAUUACUACCAGGAUGAUCCAUUACCUCAAUCGCAUUCAGCAAUCAUACGAUGGUUUGGAUUCGAUCGCUUCGUUCCCGAGUGGGCUGUGACAUCUUACUGGAUGCCAUCCAAGGCAUUGCUUUGUAUACGAAUCAUUACUUGUCUAUAUAGCACUAUAGUCAUAUGGGCAUCCAUUGGCACAUCAGCCAUGCAAGGCAACUUUCAGCAUUACUUUGCGCAUUUUACGGAAAUGACCUAUAUUGGCUUACACGCCUAUCUUGUGACUGUGCUAUAUCAUCAUGUCCGCUAUUUAAUGCAUCAACAUGAGCCGAGAUCUUUUUUCAAUCAGCCAUCGGUACUCAAUUACAUGUUUUAUUAUCUAUAUCAUACCAUCUGUGUUUACAACAUCAUUACACCCAUUGUCUAUUGGGCUGCACUCUCUCCUCAAGUCACGCAUGCGAGUGGCACAAACCCAUCUGCCGCUCAGAGUGGCGGCUAUCAGCCACCAAUAGAUUGGUGGAUCAAUACAUCCAUGCAUGGUGUAUCCUUUGUCUUGAUGGCUACGGAAGUACUUUUUAGCCGAAUGCGCAUGACUCUCAGGAUGGUCGUCAUUAUUCUCAUCAACAUCAUUCUUUAUAUGCUUCUUACUUUUAUCAUCUUCGCAAGUACGGGAUGGUGGGUGUAUUCGUUUUUGGAUUGGAGUCAAGGAGCCAUUUGUGCAGCUUGGUACCUUGGUAUUGGGGCUGCUUUUGUUGUCGUCUUUGGUGUAAUGUACCUGAUACAUAUGCUUCGCGAUUGGAUAGCAAAGAAACUUGCACAGCAGUAG